AGGAAACACAACCGGAGUGGGAGAGAGUUUAAAAAACGUCUCUGCUUUAAUCCACAUUUUCAGCAGCAACGCUCGAGUGGAGGCCACGUGUUUGCAGACGGACCGGGACCAGAACCAGAACCAGGAGAUGGACCUGGACCAGAACCAGAACCAGGAGAUGGACCUGGACCAGAACCAGGACUCCUCAUCCAGCAGGACUAAAGCUGCUGGUCUGCAGAAUCCUAAAGGAAGACCCCAAAGAUACAGUUGUGAUCAUUCCGAGCAACUCUUCACCACUUCAUCAAACCUGAAGAUCCAUAAGAAAAGUCACACUGGUGAUGAACUGUACAGCUGUGAUCACUGCGGGGUGGCUUUUACCCAACAAUUUGAUCUAAUAAACCACCAACGUAUUCACACUGGAGGAGACAAGCCUUACAGGUGUGAUCUGUGUGGAGCGGCUUUUGCCAGGAAAAGUUCUCUAACGACUCACCAACGCAUUCACACUGGAGACAAGCCUUACAGCUGUGAUCAGUGUGGAGCGGCUUUUGCCCGGCAAGAUGCUCUAAGGAGACAUCAACGUAUUCACACUAGAGACAAGCCUUACAUCUGUGAUCAGUGUGGAGUCGCUUUUGCCCACCAAAGUUCUCUAACGACUCACCAACGCAUUCACACUGUAGACAAGCCUUACAGAUGUGGUCAGUGUGGAGCGGCUUUUACCCAGCAAGGUCACCUAACGAGUCACCAACGCAUUCACACUAGAGACAAGCCUUACAGAUGUGGUCAGUGUGGAGCGGCUUUUGCCCGGCAAGCUCAUUUGACGAGACAUCAACACAUUCACACUGGAUUCAAGCCUUACAGGUGGGAUCAGUGUGGAGCGGCUUUUGCCGAGCAAGGUGCUCUAACGAGACACCAACGUAUUCACACUGGAGAAAAAGUGUACAUUUGUUGAUCAUACUUGUCAGGGUUUGACAUUUCAUGUUGACAUUUCCUGUUUUAUUUGAAAGCCCAUGUCCUUGUGUUUAAAUUCUUGUCUGACCUUCCUGUUUCCAUCUGCCCUGAUCGUCUGCACCUGUGUCUCGUUAACCUUUGUGUAUAUCUGGUCUUGUCUUUCCCCUGCUCCUUGCUGGUCCGUACUGUUUUGCCCUCCAUGUUUUUCCCAUCAGGUUUUGUCAUAGCUUUGGAUUCUUGUUCACAGUUUGGUUUUUGUAUACUGCUUAACAGCGUUUUUGGUUCUGUUUUUAAGUUAAUAAAUCAGUUUUUGGGAACUCCUGCCUCCUGCUCUCCUGUAUCUGGGUCCUCACUACAACCUCCUGACAGUACCAGUGCACUCCCAGUUUUACACCAGUGCAAUACCAACUCAAUUCACUUGUAUUUCCAUUUUCACACUUACGCCGAUGACACUCAGAUAUAUAUCUCGUCCAACCCCACCGCUGCCAUUCCUCCCGCUUCCCUCAGCACCUGCCUACACGACAUCAAUACCUGGAUGAGCAAUAACUUCCUAAAACUCAACGGCAAUAAAACUGAGGCUCUUCUCAUCGGCUCCAAAUCCACCCUCACCAAGUCACAACCCUCUCCCGCCCCUCCCAUCAUCAUCGACGGCUUCCCGGUACCCUUUUCCCCCCACGUCAAGAGUCUCGGCGUCAUUCUGGACAAUACACUCUCAUUUGCACCUCACAUCCACAACAUCACCCGGACUGCAUUCUUCCACCUCCGCAACAUCUCCAGACUCCGUCCAGCACUGUCCCAAUCCAGCACCGAAAUUCUGGUCCACUCAUUCGUCACAUCCCGUAUCGAUUACUGUAAUGCUCUCCUCACUGGCCUCCCAACCAAACUCACCAACAAACUACAACUCAUUCAGAACUCGGCCGCCCGGAUCAUCACCCGCAUCAAGUCAUCUGACCACAUCACCCCCGUCCUUAUCCAACUCCACUGGCUCCCAGUCCAAUACCGCAUCAUUUACAAAAACCUCCUCCUCACCCACAAAGCUCUUCACAACCUAGCCCCCACCUACCUCUGUGACUUACUGAAAGAAUACACCCCCUCCCGUACCCUCCGCUCAACCUCUGCUGGACUUCUUUUCACUCCCACCUCACACCUUAGCAGCAUGGGUGCCCGAGCUUUCAGUUGUACGGCACCCAGACUCUGGAACUCCCUCCCCCCACACAUAAGACAAAUAGACUCCAUCACCACAUUCAAAACGCAACUCAAGACUCACCUGUUUAAACUUGCCCAUUCACUUUGACCGGUCACCACACACUACUUCCCACCAUACUGUUGCGUUACCUGUACUGUUGCACCUCGGUUGUCCAUUGUAUAUGUGUCUGUAUUAUAAUUUCCAUUGUAUUUCUAUUGUAUUUCCUGUAUUUGUAUUUCUAUUGUAUUUUUGUUUUGUUUUAUUCUGUAAGGUGAC
Messenger RNA from Cololabis saira (Pacific saury), 2389 nucleotides. Its product is annotated as gastrula zinc finger protein XlCGF49.1-like. The record is from RefSeq and is a predicted model, not a curated record. The transcript has 2 exons. Gene Ontology annotation, biological process: regulation of transcription by RNA polymerase II. The coding region runs from base 128 to 928 and encodes 266 amino acids. NCBI's taxonomy places the organism in Eukaryota, Metazoa, Chordata, Actinopteri, Beloniformes, Belonidae. Gene Ontology annotation, molecular function: DNA-binding transcription factor activity; RNA polymerase II cis-regulatory region sequence-specific DNA binding.